Pseudopodoces humilis (Tibetan ground-tit) is the source of this 822-nucleotide messenger RNA. Lineage: Eukaryota; Metazoa; Chordata; Aves; Passeriformes; Paridae. The record is from RefSeq and is a predicted model, not a curated record.
AUGGAGGCGAACGCAGCCAAGCGGAAGGAGCCGCGCAAGGCGUUGCGGGUUAAAGUCAUCUCCAUGGGCAACGCCGAGGUGGGCAAGAGCUGCAUCAUCAAGCGGUACUGCGAGAAGAGGUUCGUGCCCAAGUACCUGGCCACCAUCGGCAUCGACUACGGCGUCACCAAGGUGCAGAUCCGGGAUCGGGAGAUCAAGGUGAACAUUUUCGACAUGGCCGGACACCCCUUCUUCUACGAGGUGCGGAACGAGUUCUACAAGGACACGCAGGGGGUGCUGCUGGUGUACGACGUGGGAUCCAAGGAAUCCUUCGAUUCCCUGGAUUCCUGGCUGGCCGAGAUGCGCCAGGAGCUGGGGCCCCACGCCAGCCUGGACAACGUCGUCGUCGUCGUCUGCGCCAACAAGGUGGAGGCGGGCCGGGCGCGGGCGGUGGACGAGAGCGAGGGGCGGCUCUGGGCCGAGAGCCGCGGGUUCCUCUACUGCGAAACCUCGGCCCAGAGCGGGGAGGGCAUCCAGGAGAUGUUCCAGACUUUCUACUCGGCCCUGCUGGAGCUGUGCGAGAACGGCGGGAAGCGGCCGGCGGGCGGCGCCGGGAUCGGCUUCACGCGGGAGCAGGCGGACGCCAUCCGCAGGAUCCGCAGCAGCAAGGACAGCUGGGACACGCUGGGGCUCAAACCCGGAGCCACCAGGGAGGAGGUGAGCAAGGCCUAUCGGCGCCUGGCCGUGCUCCUGCACCCCGACAAGUGCCCGGCCCCCGGCAGCGAGGACGCCUUCAAGGCCCUGGGCAGCGCCCGCGCCGCGCUCCUCAAAAACAUUCCUUAA